This is a messenger RNA of Ciona intestinalis (vase tunicate), 1078 nucleotides long. The record is from RefSeq and is a predicted model, not a curated record. Lineage: Eukaryota; Metazoa; Chordata; Ascidiacea; Phlebobranchia; Cionidae.
CCCGACUUUAAUAUUUAUAUUGACCUAAAACAUAAAUAUCCAAUAAAGAUAAAUAUCUAUAGGUACAUGAACAAUUAUGGGCUAUGUUGGAUGGAAUCAAAAAACAGUUGGAAAAGGUGAAGACAACCAAUAAUGUAAAAACAGUUACAUUGGCUGUUGCAAAACUAGAACAAAAGAUGGUCGGAAUGCAGAGAACAGUUGCACAGCAAAUCGACAACAGCCUUGCAAUUAAGAACGAAAUAAAAAACGCUGACAUAUCUAACAAGCGAAUGAUUCCUGAAUUAAACCAGAAGUUAAAAGAAAUGAUUGAAGAGAUGACUAGAAUACGACAAAAACAAAAUGAGCUUGAACGAAAACUAUCAACACGCAACCAAGAGAACGAACAAAACUUUUUGGCGCAAAUCAAUGGAUUUGAGCAGCAGAUUGGUCUUUAUGACGUAAGAAUUGCUGACAUGGACCAGCGAUUUCAGGUUCUUGAAACUACGAGUUAUUCUGGUGUCGCUCUGUGGAAGAUCAACAAUUUUCAACGCCGCAAGAGGGAAGCAGAGAGCGGUCGAGCUCUAUCAAUUUACAGCCAACCUUUUUACACGAGUCGUUACGGAUAUAAGAUGUGUGCCCGUGUAUAUCUCAAUGGAGAUGGCAUGGGUAAAGGAACCCACGUAUCACUGUUUUUCGUCCUCAUGAAAGGAGAAUACGACAAUCUUCUUCCCUGGCCUUUCCGACAAAAAGUGACGCUCAUGCUACUUGACCAAGGCUUAGAACGACGUCAUUUGUCAGACAUGUUCAGACCAGACCCUACGUCAUCGUCGUUCACGAAACCAACUUCCGACAUGAACAUAGCAUCCGGUUGUCCAUUAUUUGUCGCGCAUAACCUAAUAGAAGGAAGUUCUUAUGUCAAAGAUGACGUCAUCUUUAUACGGAUUCACGUGGACACAACAGACUUAGAAACAUUUUAAAGUUAUUUUAACCUAAAGUUACACAAACACAACAAUACACAGUGUACUUUUACAAGUUACAAUUUAUGUUGUUUGGCGGUUUUUGCCAUAUUAAAUAUUUCUGCAGUAAGAAGUUAAUAUAA